AUGGCCCCCUCCCAUUAUAAGCGCAUCGUGCUCGCAAAGCGGCCCAAGGCAGCUAUCAUUGCCUCGACGUUUCGCACCGAGGAUGUGCCUUUCGACUUGAAGCCAGGCCGUGGGCAGGUGCUCAUCGGAGUGGACUAUGUCUCGCUCGACCCCGCCAUGCGCGGCUGGCUGAACAACACGAGGAGCUAUGUGGAGCCGGUGCAGAUCGGGGCCGUUAUGAAGGCAUUCGGGCUGGGAACGGUAGUUGAAGCGGGCGAGGGCAGCCCUUUCAAGCCAGGAGAUCGCAUCAGUGGAACAGUAGGGUGGCGCGAAUAUGCUGUUCUGGACGUGAAGGAUCUCCAGAAAGUAGUGAUUCCUGACGGCGCAGAAUAUCUCGACUUCCUAGGUGCUCUCAGCAUGACAGGCUUAACAGCAUUCGUUGGCCUUCUGGACGUAGGCAAGUUGCAGCCAGGUGAGAAGCUGCUUGUGUCCGGUGCAGCAGGCGCGACGGGCUCCAUCGUCUGUCAAAUUGGCAAGCAGAAGGGAGCCAAGGUCUACGCGAUCGCAGGAACACCGGAGAAAUGCGCAUGGCUCGAGCAGGAACUCGGCGUCGACAAGGCAUUGAAUUACAAGAGCCCGUCCUUCCACGAAGACUUCAAGAAAUCUGUCGGCUACUUCGAUAUAUUCUUCGACAACGUCGGCGGUGAGAUCCUGGACUUUGCUCUGACACGGAUGAACACAAAUGCCCGGAUCGUGUUAUGCGGCGCUAUCUCUGAUUACAAUGCGAGGCCAAAGGGAUUGAAGGGGUAUCUCAACCUCAUUUCGCAAAGGGCAAAGGUUGAAGGAUUCAUCGUCUUUGACCAUGUCGACCGUUAUCCAGCUGCUUUGCAGUAUUUGGGAUCGAUGCUGAAGGACGGGACCCUCAAACGCAAGUUCCACGUCGUCGAAGGACUAGAGAAUGCGCCACUGGCUUUGAACAUGCUCUUCACGGGUGGUAAUACAGGGAAACUGUGA
Molecule: messenger RNA, 993 nt
Organism: Laetiporus sulphureus 93-53
Lineage: Eukaryota; Fungi; Basidiomycota; Agaricomycetes; Polyporales; Laetiporaceae
Product: alcohol dehydrogenase
Exons: 8
Coding region: 1-993 (330 amino acids)
Molecular function (GO): oxidoreductase activity, acting on the CH-CH group of donors, NAD or NADP as acceptor
Source: RefSeq, a predicted model, not a curated record